GCUCUCUAUCGCCUUGUUUAACAACAUUGCAUCACUUAAGCUAGCGGGACCGGAGGGAGUGGUGUCGUUCGCCAGCACGCGUCAACCAUUCAACAAGGCAACGAAACAAACACCUAAAGGGGAAUAAAACAAGAUUGCUGUAUUAAAAAUACGCCUAAGCGUUGGGUGACUGCUUCCUUCGACAUCCAGUGCUUCUCUGGUAUUCCUGCUAUAAAGGUGAUGUCAAUCGCCUUUUUCGCCCGCCUGGCAAGGUACAGCGGGCCCCAUGCUGGACGGAGCGGCCUUCCCCAAAUGGCCCUGGCGCCCCUCCCGCUGAAGCAGGACAUCAACUUUCACUCCACCGUCCAACAGAGGCAAAUCCACACCCCUUCAGAAAAGCGCCGCAGCGGCACGCGCUUUGACGCCGACAGCAGCGGCCGCCCCACCACCUGGGACACGUUCGGCAUUUGGGACAAUCGCAUCGACGAGCCCAUCUUGCUGCCGUCCAGCAUCCGCUACGGCAAGCCCAUUCCAAAGGUCAGCCUGUCCAAAGUAGGCUGCGCCUCGCUCAUCGGCCAGCGCAAGGAGAACGAGGACCGCUUCCAGCUCUCCCAAAUGUCCGACAGCAUCAUCUAUUUUGCCGUCUUUGAUGGCCACGGCGGGCCGGAAGCGGCGGACUUCUGUCACAAAUACAUGGAAACUUUUAUCAAGGAUUUUGUGGCGGACGAGGACAAUCUGCAGCUGGUUUUAACACGAGCCUUCCUGGAAGUAGACAAAGCUCUGGCCAAGCAUUUGCAGCACUCCUCAGACGCGCCCGGGGCCAACGCGGGGACCACCGCCACGGUGGCGCUGCUGAGGGACGGCAUCGAGCUGGUGGUGGCCAGCGUGGGCGACAGCCGCGCCAUGCUGUGCCGCAAGGGCAAGGCGCUCAAGCUCACCGUCGACCACACGCCUGAGAGGAAGGACGAAAAAGAGAGGAUCAAGAGGAGCGGCGGCUUCAUCACCUGGAACAGUUUGGGCCAGUCCAACGUCAACGGCCGGCUGGCCAUGACGCGGAGCAUCGGCGACUUUGACUUGAAGGGGAUGGGGGUCAUUGCCGAGCCGGAGACCAAGAGGAUUGUGCUGAGCCCCGCGCACGAUUCCUUCCUGGCGCUGACCACCGACGGCAUCAACUUCAUCAUGAACAGCCAGGAAAUCUGCAACGUCAUCAACCAGUGUCACGACCCUAAAGAGGCGGCACAGCGCAUCUCUGAGCAGGCUCUGCAGUACGGCUCGGAGGACAACAGCACCAUCGUGGUGGUGCCCUUCGGCGCCUGGGGCAAGCACACCAACUCAGACACGAGCUUCUCCUUCAGCCGAAGCUUCGUGUCGAGCGGGCGCUGGGCGUAGUGAUGGCGGGCUGGGGAAAGGGGGCGCGCUUUGCGGACCCUCCCAGUAAGUGCAAUAGUCGACAAUGCUUCUUUAGGAAAAAAAAAAAAAAUCUGAUGUGUGAGACAACUGCUGUGUGAGCUCCAUUCAACAAAAUGGCACUGAAAGUCUCGGAAUUGUAGAGAUUGUCACUGGACAUCGUCCUGGCUGCUCAGUAAAAUCCCAAAUUACAAUCGAAUACAUUAUUUAUUGCAUCUAUAAGUACAGUUAUAUGCAUCAAUUUGUGUUUUCGUUUAGCACGGCGAGGAGUAGUACUUAUCAAAAUGUUGCGAGAAGACAUUAUGAGAAAAAAAAAAAGCUAUAUUUUAUGGGAGAUAAAGUUGUAAGCUAGAAGAAAGCGGUUGGGAUUUGCCAGAAAAUGUCAUAUCACAAAAAAGUGUUUUUUAUGAGAGAAAGUAACAUUUUUGAGGAACCUUUUCCAUUUUAUGACCAAAAGUCCUUUUAUCACAAAUACUGAGGAAAAAAUAUCAACAUUUGUAAUUUUGUCAGGAAUAAAUUGUAAUAAUAAUAGAAAAAAGUUAGACCAAAGUCAGCUACACAUAGUCAAGUAAAUUAAGGGUGAGUGUAUUUUUUUUUAAACUUGUAUAAAUUGUCCAGACUGCUUCAAAAUAAUUGUUUUCAGGAUAACUUGACCCUGCAAUGGAUUGUUCUAAGUGGGAGGUGUUGCGUUGCGGGCCACGUGAUGGGGUCGGAUCUUACAGGUUCUUCUGUUGCUCUUGGCAACAUUUACUUUUGCAUUUGCAGAAAGAACAACUUGGAUAAGUUUCAUUUUGAAAUGAGUCAACGUAGUCCGUUUUUCAGACUGUUAAUACAAGACGAUGUGUCGUUAAAUACACACUUAGCAGCUCUGCUGUGCAUAACUGUUGAAACUUGUGGAACUUAAGCAAGGGUGGGCAACCUUCUUUUUUUUUUUCUCUCUCCCUCAGGCGUUGUGUACAUUUUUAACUAAUCGGCUCAGUGUAUGGAUUUUUGGCCGCUCAAGCUCGCAUUCACUUUAAAUAAUACCAAUCUGAAUGCUGCAAAAAGAAUGCUGAUUUCUUAUUCGGUCAUGGAUUAGAAUAUUUUAGUAGAGCACGGCCGGCUAGCUACCUAGCUUCCAAGCGUACAAACGAAUCUGUUGGCUCGUACGUUGAAUAACUUGGAUAUGGCCGUGAGCACUGUACGUGUCCGAGAUUGUCCCCCCCCCCCCUUGCACUUCUUAUCAUUACCAAAAAUAACUUGUAAAGAAACCAUUUGCACAGUCUAGCGGGUCGGAGAUGUGAAUGAACAGCAUCUUUUUUUGCCAGAAUGUUCUUGGGGUCCCCCCCCCCCCCUACGAGUGAAGCUGACAUUUAUGAACAGUUAUUGUCUGUAAUCACAAUCAAAUUUUACACCGAGAUGAAUGAGGGUGGCACUGAGAUGAAUCCAGACAGGUUAUGUUGUGUAAAUAGCAGCUAUUUAUGCAAAACCAUUUAAAUGUGUGCAUAACUAACCUCCGGUUGUACGUAAUUUAUCAGCGUCUGUCAAUCCAUGUUUGUAAAUAUUUGCUCACCACGGACGCAAGCAUCUGUGAAUCGUUUCUCUUCGUUGCCUUUUUAUGUAAUCGUUGUUACAUGUGGAAUGUAUACUUGGGAUGUACUGUACAGAGUGGACGUGUUUUGUGUUACACACCAAUGAGUUGUAACUUCAUUAAAUCUGUGCUUCUGGA
This is a messenger RNA of Syngnathus typhle (broad-nosed pipefish), 3094 nucleotides long. RefSeq names its product protein phosphatase, Mg2+/Mn2+ dependent 1Kb (gene ppm1kb). The record is from RefSeq and is a predicted model, not a curated record. The transcript has 7 exons. Gene Ontology annotation, biological process: protein dephosphorylation. NCBI's taxonomy places the organism in Eukaryota, Metazoa, Chordata, Actinopteri, Syngnathiformes, Syngnathidae. Bases 220 to 1368 code for a protein of 382 amino acids. Gene Ontology annotation, molecular function: cation binding; protein serine/threonine phosphatase activity.